AUGGGAGAGUUGAUGUAUCAUCUAUCUCAACAUCAACAACAUUACCCAUCCCCGCCCGACCUUCUACACCGGCACAGCCAUCCAACACUAUCCAACCCCGCCGGCUCCGCCAUUCCCGACUUCUCUAGCGGCCGCCACUCCGGCGAAGGCCACUACACCCACCGGAAACCGCAUUAUAUUCCUUACCUUCUCCAAUCAAAGCCGCUGCCGGAAACUGCAUCUGCUCCUCCGCCCGCCGCCUCCAGAACUCCGGUUACUUCUCCUAUCAACGCCGCCCUCAGCCCUCUCCAUCCAGUCAGAUCCGCCUUAAAAUCGAAACUCCGGCCGUAG
Striga asiatica is the source of this 330-nucleotide messenger RNA. The record is from the annotation of a GenBank genome assembly. NCBI's taxonomy places the organism in Eukaryota, Viridiplantae, Streptophyta, Magnoliopsida, Lamiales, Orobanchaceae.